Molecule: messenger RNA, 1810 nt
Organism: Pseudoliparis swirei
Lineage: Eukaryota; Metazoa; Chordata; Actinopteri; Perciformes; Liparidae
Exons: 4
Coding region: 323-1150 (275 amino acids)
Source: RefSeq, a predicted model, not a curated record
AGACUUAUUGAUACACAUGUGUGAAUGGUUUAAAAGCUAAAACGUUUUCCCAUCUUAUUUUAUUAUUUCCUGACUCAGCUUACUAGCAAACCUGUCGUCAUCAUUGUUUGGUUAUUGUCAACGAUGCUAACGCUAACGCUAAUGCUAACGCUAAUGCUAACGCUGAUGCUAACGCUAGCUAACUUAACGUUACAGUAUGUAAAUCUGUCUUGUAUCUCUUCUAACUUUGUAACAUUAGACCUGAGUAAGUUUUGCAUGUCACAUUCAUUCAUGCAUUCAUAAUUAGGCUAAAUGUAUUGUGCAAGAUAUAGUGACAUGCAUCAUGACAUGCGACUAUUACAGUAUGAAAAGAAAUCAGAACAUUCAGGGAUUCUUCAAAAGAAAGAAAUCCAAAACAACAGAGCAGGACAGAGCAGCAGAAGCCAGCAGUGCUAGUCAGUCUGAGGAUGAGAGCCAGCUUGACUCUGCUAGGGAUGUACAGCAGGAGCCUCCAGCUUCAGCUGUACACAUGGACUCAGACAAGGAUACUGGUGAUGAAGGCCCUUCAUCUUCACUUGCACAUCAGGGUGUGUCAAGUCAGCCACUCUCUGACAAUGACACUGACACUGAGAACCAUCCAGCAGUACCUGCAGGCCAUGCAGUGACACGUGGGGAUGGUGAUGCAGCAGCCCUUGUGGCCCCACCUGGACCUCAUGAUAUUUCACAGUCAAGAGCAGCAGGUCCCUCUCAGCCUCGUUUAAAGGUUUUUCCAAGAACCCUCCAAGGUGAGAAGAGGAGGGCGUUCAAUCCAGUGUGGUUUAACCACAAUUCCUGGCUUGAAUACUCACAAAGCAAAGAUUCAGCCUACUGUUACGCAUGCAGACACUUCUCCCUGCCUGGCGCGUCAGAAUCUGUUUUCUCCUCAGAAUCAGGCUUUUCACACUGGGAAAAAGCAACGUACAAAGAUGCUGGCUUUAAGUUGCAUGAGAAAUCUGAGUCUCACAUUAAUGCCAUGUUUGCUUGGAAUGAGCACAAGAGGCUAUUGCUUACAGAUUCUUCUAUCUUAGAUAUGAUUAACAAAGAGUACAAAAAGAAAGUUGAAGAGAAUCGCAGUUACAUUAAAACAGUUGCAGAUGUACUGCUUUUGACAGCAACACAGAAUAUAGCAUAAAGAGGUCACCGUGAAUCGGAAGAAUAUGACAACAAAGGGAAUUUCUUAGGAAUUCUAGAAAUGAUCGCUAAACACAAUCCUAUGGUAGCCCAAAAAAUGAAGGGACAACGCAAUGCAAAAUGCACAAGCAAUACCAUACAGAAUGAAAUUCUGCAGUGCUUAGCAAGUAUGGUGCGUGAUGAGAUUGUGAAGGAAGUGAAGGAGAGUGUGGUAUUCUCUGUCAUUGCUGAUGAAACCAAAGAUCUGAAAAAGAAGGAGCAGCUGUCAUUAGUAGUUAGGUAUUACUACAACGGGGCUGUGCAUGAAAGCUUUCUUGAUUUCCAACAUGCCCAACAUCUAGAUGCUAAGGGGCUCAGCGAAAUGAUCAUCCAGUGUUUAGAAAGAUAUGGCCUUCAGUACAAAGAAAAUCUUGUUGGACAAGGUUAUGAUGGGGCCUCAGUGAUGAGUGGCAAACACACAGGUGUGGCAGCCAGAAUUAAGACAGAGGCUAAACAUGCGUUUUAUGUCCACUGUAAUGCGCACUGUCUGAACCUGGUCUUAGUUGACACUGUGAAGUCAGUUCCAGAGGCUGAUUGCUUCUUCUCACUGCUUGAGAAGCUCUAUGUGUACAUGUCAGGAUCUUAUGUGCACCAGAAAUGGCUGGAUGUUCAAAAGGAGAUG